AUGCUGCCUGGAGCCUUCCCCGACGAUGCCAAAUCUGGGGUAUUUAGUGAAGUGGAGGACUCAAGCGGAAUCUUGACGCUGGACACACUAGCUCCGAGCCCGAAGCCAAAGCGCAAAGCCCAGGCGAGAAACAAAGAAGGCCUUCGAGCUCGAACCUUUGGGCUGAAGGAGUCUGUAAACGUCUCCCUCUCUGCAGCCCGGCUCGGCAUGCUCACGCAGCGGGAGAUUCUCAUGGAGGAAUUGGAAUCCCAGGCCAGCAUGCGCCGGAUGAUGUCCGCUUUCGUACCCGCCGGCGACUUCGAGUGGCGCAAGCCGAACUUUCUCCAAUCCAUCUCCAGGCACAUUCUCUUCAAGCUUCUAGUGAUGAUUGCCAUCUUGGCAAACUCUGCUUACCUGGGCUUCGACGCCGAUUUGCAGGUGCGGAACAGCUUUCGGAGUAUCCAAGACCAGGAUGCUGUGCCCCACCUGCCGGCCGCGGACAUCGUGUUUCCAGUCAUCUUCGUUGUGGAACUCGUGAUUCGACUGGGCGCCGAGCGCCGCGGAUUCUUUGAGGGCGAAGAGAAGUGGUGGAAUGUUUUCGACAUCGUCUUGGUUUUGAAUUCUGGUCUGGAGACAUUCACAACACUGGCGAACUUCAGCUUCUUGCGCAUCCUUCGAGUUUUCAGAUUAGUGCGACUGGUGCGGGUGGUGCGAAACGUGAAGAGCCUGAAGUCUCUGCGGACCAUGAUCUUCGCUUUGAUCAACUCCUUUACCUCCUUGCUUUGGGCUCUGAUCGUGAUCUGCCUGAUCAUCUUCAUUUUUAGCAUCCUCUUCUGCAACGGAGUCGCUGCGCACAACAAUACCAUCUUCAGGAACCUGCAGAAUGUUUCAGCCUGGGAAGACAAUGAGAUGGUGCAAGAGGCCUUGCUGGGGGAGAAGCACUUCGGCGGGCUUUGGAACACCUGCGUCAGCCUUUUCAGUGCUGUCACCGGUGGGAAUGACUGGAUGAUGUACGGCGAGUUGCUGAGGAACCUCAAGAACGGUGAACACGACAUCACCGGAGAGUUGUACUUCCUGAUCUUUGGGUUCUAUGUUGCUUUCUGCAUGAUCGGCCUUCUGAAUGUUGUCACCGGUAUCUUUGUGGACAGUGCGGUCUCCACGCGAACCGAAGACGAGGUCGUUGAUGCGUUCACGGAUCAAAUGGCUGCACGGUGCCGCGAGGUCAGGCGUAUCUUCAAUGAGGCAGACAUCGAAGGCAAGGGCGCUCUCACCUACGAGCAGCUGAAGGACCAGCUGAGCAACCCCUGGGUGAAGGCCUAUUUCCAUGGACUCGACAUCGAUCCAAACGAGGCUGCGAUCAUCUUCACGCUGAUGGAUACCGACCACAAUGGAACUGUAACCGCAGACGAGUUCAUUGACGGCACCAUGAAACUCAAAGGCUCAGCCAAGAGUGUGGAUAUGCUGCUGCUCAUGUUCGACCAGGUCCGGUUUACCACCAAGUUCAACUUCCUGUGCUCCUUCAUCGAGGAUGAGCUUCGAAACAUCAAGUCAGUCCUGACCCCAGGUGGUGAGAGAAAGCUCCCGGCAAAAAUCUUCAAAGCUCCGGAAGGUAGCGCUUGCUUCACAGCCUCCAAGUCGAACAUGGAGUUUAUGGAGUUGCUGGAUCCCGAAGAAGAGGCGAAGAGGUGA
Molecule: messenger RNA, 1668 nt
Organism: Symbiodinium sp. CCMP2456
Lineage: Eukaryota; Dinophyceae; Suessiales; Symbiodiniaceae
Source: the annotation of a GenBank genome assembly